AUGGAGUGUUUGAAGGCCAUCCAUGAGUGCAAGAACUUUCCCACGGAGCAGAAGUCACUGUUACUGGAGCUGGUGGGAGGACAGUUAUCUUCUGGAGGGGCCUGUAAUCUGAUUGGUCAGUUGCCUCUCGCUGUCGAUGAUGGGUGUGAUAAGAGAGACCACGGUAAACUGAAUGCCGCGACGCACGGACACAUUCUGCUGCAGAGGUCUGGUCUACUGCCACUGGUUCUGGAGAGAAUGGGGCAUACAGAGGAGGCAGUUGUGUCGAAGUUACUGCAGUCGGUCCUGGCUACUGUGAGGCCCCUUCUUGCUAUGUCCGGCAGCGUGACAGCCACACUCAGCCCCGUUUCUGCCCAAACCGGUUCUCUUUUCCUUCAACUGGCUCUUCUCCUUGGAGUGAAGCCUUCGGGAUUGGUGGAUCUCUUGCUUGACUAUAGCACUGACUGUCCUGGACUGGGUUUGAUGGUGUACCAGUGCUUCCAAAGCCACAUAGACGACUACAUUGCCAGCCACCAUCAGGAGACUGUCUCACUACUGCUCGGAAAAGGACAGAGCAAAGUUGAAACCGUAUCAACUAUAUUGACUGGUGUACUGGAGCACAGUGGUAGAGACAAGGGCCCCAAGAAGGAGAAGGGAAGUGGGGUGUGCCUCUACCUCAUCUCUCAGUGGAGGGAGGUGGAGGGAUGGUGGAAACCGGGGCCACCUGAUCACCUCCUGGCAGCCAUCAACCUCUUGAGGAAGACGCUGUCCGUCGAUCCAUGUCUACUUCAGAAUGCUGCACCAGCGGACGUGAAUCACGUGGUCACCAUGUAUGCUGCAGUACUGGAGGAUAAACAGAUAUCCCUCACCUUCAAGAGCCAAGCCCUGGAGGUGCUCAAUAAUUUUAUUGGCCUCUCGGAAGAAAUACAACAGAAAUUGAGGGAAAGUGUUGAUAGAAUGAUUGCCUAUCAGUUUCCACUCAAAUCGACUGAAUUUGUACCUGGAAGUCCUCAGUACAACGAAUACAUUUCAGUAAUAGACAAGUUGCUGAAUGCUCUGGUGGUGUCAGGGAGUUGUGUUCUACUGGAGGUUCUCAUGAAUGUGAUGUGCCGAGAGGAGAGACACGCACACGAAGACAGCAUCCAAAACAGUCUCACACUCUUUAUGAGAGAAAUACUGACGGCUUCAGAAAGGAAAAAAGCGAUCGACGUUUCGUACCGGUUUUUCACAAACGAGAAGGAUUACCCUCUUGAGGGGAGGAGGGCAGCUGCCGAGAGGGUGUGCGUUCCUCUCAUGAGGGCGUGCGACGAGGUCGCACUGCGUGAAUUCUUUCUCGACCACGUUGGAGAGGUCAUGGCCGUCAUAGAGGCACCUCUGUCAAAGUCGGCGCUGGAGUCAGAGCUGGUGCGCAGGUUGUGCAGUUUCAACUUCAUGGAGGUGCUCUACACGAGGCUGUCUUCCGGAGCUCUCAGCAGUCCAGACAGCAAGAUCAACAGAGCCUACUGCAAGGGAAUCGUGAAGACGGGGAAAGAAAUGACGCAGGCCGUGACAAAAGCUGGUCACCAGGCGAAGGGGGAGGAUCUCAGGGGAGACAGAAGUCACGGUGAACUGAGGCGACAGUACCACUGUGCUGCCUUCAACAUGGUCGCUGCCGUCAUAACCUGCACCCAGAGAGACCUCAAGUUCUACACCGCCUUCCUCUUCAAAGAAGACCUCACUAAAGGAGUGUAUCUUUGGGACAAUCUGAUUGACCCGGAGAGAGUCUAUAAGUUUGAACUCGAGCUUGAGACUCCCAUUGACAGGAAGAAACAGCUGACUGCGAUUCGAAACGAGCGAUUGUCGCCAGACUCCAGAGAAUCCUCUUCACCUCCGGAAGAUUCCAUACUGUUUCCCCCACGAUACCUAUCCUCCCAGUACUUGGCUGACAGUAGUCUCAGUACUGACGUCUCCAAGUUCGACUUCUCUGCUGGACCACAGGUUUUUCCUGUGAUGGGAACCACAAGCAAAUCACAAAAUAAGGAGAUGUCCUACACUGUGUCGGAGGAGCAGAUAGAACAAGAUGAACUGAACCAACACGAGUGUAUGCUGCCACUCAUGAGGCUUAUUGAUCACAUGCAGCACAAUAAGAUCACUCCAGAAGUGCCUCAGGGUAGUGUUCCUGAUGAGCUACCGUCAUGGAUGGCGUGUAUCCAGAAGAAGUUACUGGACACCAGAGCCGAUCUGAACGUGCAGCUGUUUCUCGCGCGUCUCAUCACACACAGACCUAAAAUGCAUACUUUCUUCAGAGUGGUGUUCAACCACUUCUGCAACCCCAGCCCGGACGUCAAGUCCAACCGAACCGGCAUACAGCUGCUGGGAGUGGUGGUGGCGAAUCAUCUGUCGCCCUAUGACCCGGACACGGCAGGAGCCAUUGAAGAACAACGGUUCUACACCACCUUCGCAUCCCUCAUGUCCCACAAGUACAAGGAGAUCUACGCUGCGGCCGCCGAAGUCAUGGGGAUGGUCUUGGCUUUCUUGCAGGACAAGAGUCAUUUGUCACUGGAGAACGUGAGGGACCUGGUAGUGAAUCAACUGCUGUCGCUGUGCAGCGGUGGAAAUGAGGACAAGUUCCUUGUCUGCCUCAACAAGAUCCAGAUCAACUUCCCACACCUCGUCAGUAGAUUUGUGGAGAAGCUGUUGUUCAUGUUGCCAGUGUUCCACGGAGUGUUCCGGAGCCUCUGUCUAGAGGUUCUCCUCACGCAGGCCGACGUGAGGACCACUCUCUACCGUGAACUGAAGGAGAAAGGAUUUCACGACAUGCUCAAGUUCAGGGAUGAGCCAACGCAGCUGGCGGCUCUCAACAUCUGUCAGGCCAUGCUGCGUCUUCUGGAACUCCAGCAGUUGGCGGAACUGCUUCCACUGCUGCGAGAAUUCAGCCGCCACUCCAGCCAGAACUGCAGAGUCGUCAUGUACGAUAUUCUCAUAUGGACCUACAAUAACACAUGGUUGAAGAUGUUUGCAUUCUGGAACGAGGAGAGUCGACUGGCAUCCAACACUCUGGGCAGACUGACGCAGCUGCUGGCCGUACUGUACUCCACCAGUACCGAGCGGCACUUCCUCUACAACUCCACCAACCUUCUCCUGGAGCUCACCUCUCGCAGUCCCGACUACGACAGGAGCAUCUUUGACCAGCCGCUCUCCGACUGCAAGUUUGAGGAGUACAAAGGGAUCGACCUGUCAUGGCAGCAGAGGUACUCGCAGAUGACCCCUCUCUUUGCUGCCACUCUCUCCAGCCAAACGGGCCAGACUCAAACAGAUUACGGCGGGACAGUGGGUUCAAUUGGAGCUGUUGGUCUCAGAGCCACGCAGAGAUCUGUGGAAUUCACUCCAACACAAGGCAAGCUUACACAACACACCACCCUCAAGCUACCGAAAUGCAUGACUAUACUGCUCUCUAUGUUACUAUACAUAAAGCUCCUCUUGCCUGAUCUAGAUGGAGGAGGCUACAACUGGAUGGCUCCUUCCCUGCAGUCUCUUGAGCCGGGCUCCCUCACCCCUGCCUCCGGUGGAGAGACUCAAUCUUCCUCGUCGUCUUCGCUGCUGUUCAACCCGAUGAGACCUCCACGGAGACCGCUGAGACCAGUCAGAGCUGGAGACGGGUUCGGUGUGGGCACGCUCGGAGCCGACCAGACUGACUCCGCCUCUGAUCCCAAGGAACAGAAGAGAAUGGAGAUUAUGAAGCUGAAGAGGAGGUUUCUGAAGGACAGAAAGGUCGCGAGUGCCUUCUUUGCCAAGUCUCAGUCAAGACAGAAGACUCAGAGAGAGGAGACACGGAAGAGACAGAAGGCGGCCCGGAGCAGCAAGGUGGUGAUGUACAGAAAGUACAGAGUUGGCGAGCUGCCCGACACUCAGAUAAAGUACUCGGAGAUCAUCAGACCAUUCCAGGCCCUGGCACAGCGAGACAGCAACCUGGCUCGGAUGUUGUUCUCCAACCUCUACUGUUCUCUGUUUGGUCUGAUGGAGAGGGAGCUGGGGGAGGAGGAAGGAGGGACUGCCGUGGCCGCCAUCAGGGACGGCCUCAACGCAAGUGAACUGGAGCUGGAGCCAACUGCUGUGUCCAGAGCCUGUCUCGACUGCAUGCAGGAACCAAUUGGGAUUAUGCUGCUGGAGAAGCAGCUGCUGGUGAAUGGAGAGAGUGCAGCAGCUGGGAGCAGGCUGUACAAAUCUCUGGGAGACUACGACACCCUGCGAGGCCUUUUCAGCAGUCAGGUAGGGGUUAAAGCCAUCACCAAGGAGGCGCUUGCGGCGGAGGAGAGGACGGACUAUGUGGAGGCUCUGCGUCUCUACAAAGAGGCCGUGGGGUGCGAGAACUGGGGAGACGGUCAGCCCAGUCAGGUAGAGGAAGAUCUAUGGAAGACUCCAUGCUUCAGGAUGAGCGUCCUGUUGCUCGAGAAUUGA
This is a messenger RNA of Geodia barretti, 4416 nucleotides long. The record is from the annotation of a GenBank genome assembly. NCBI's taxonomy places the organism in Eukaryota, Metazoa, Porifera, Demospongiae, Tetractinellida, Geodiidae.